This is a messenger RNA of Hermetia illucens (black soldier fly), 2124 nucleotides long. Its product is annotated as protein O-glucosyltransferase 2-like. Gene Ontology annotation, molecular function: protein binding; glucosyltransferase activity. Lineage: Eukaryota; Metazoa; Arthropoda; Insecta; Diptera; Stratiomyidae. The transcript is spliced from 4 exons. Gene Ontology annotation, cellular component: endomembrane system. The coding region runs from base 119 to 1630 and encodes 503 amino acids. The record is from RefSeq and is a predicted model, not a curated record.
GACAAGCGGCAGUGACAGUUGACAAGUUUUCUCAGCUUCCUCGCAUAUUUCAUGUUUACAUUCCGGAUGCGAGGCGUGUGCUUUGUUGAAUAAAGUCUCUUUCAGUGAAGUUACGAGUAUGAAUGAAUGUGCCAGGACGUCUAUAAAGUUGCUCAUUUUGUUCAUUCUGCUGAAAUAUGGGAGCAGUUCAAAGCUGGUUGAUCCAUCGAAAAGUUUAGUUUGGGGACCUGGCUUGAAACCAGAUAAAAUAGUUUUGCCCGCCAGGUACAUCUUCAUUCAUGCCGUGGACCGCGAUGGAGUUAGGUUUCGAAAAUCCCCGCCGUAUGCAUACCAGGUAUUCAUAGAGGGACAAUCAGGAGUUGGAAAAUGUCCGGCCACUAUCAACUUCAUCGAUCGAGGUGACGGAUCUGCAAUCGUACGUUAUAAAAUCGUACGAGUAUGUGAAAAAAUAGAGCUUCAUAUCAAAUAUAAUGGUUCGCAUGUCGCAAAGUCACCAUACAUAAUUGAAAAUACAAUCUAUCCGGAAAAAUGUUAUUGCCCACAGCACCUCUCCACCUGGUUGUAUAAUAAUGAAUGCUCAAACAAUGAUCAGCGUAUUGAGCUAGAUUUACAACCAUUCAAACAAGUCAAUUUCAGUAAUAUUCGUGAGAAUCUGAUUAAAAAGUAUGAUAUGCCUGGAAGUGUAUCGAUUUGCAAUUAUGUGGUGAAAAACAAUGAAAUCUAUCGAAAAUGCUACGGAAAGUACGUGGGUUACAGUAUGUUUAUGGAUGCAACAUUGUUAUCACUGACACGAGUGGUAAAGCUGCCUGAUAUUGAAUUUUUCCUCAACCUUGGAGAUUGGCCACUGUCGAAAAAAGGUGGUCACCAAAGAACUUCCGGGCCUUACCCUAUAAUUUCUUGGUGUGGCAGUGACGACUCAUAUGACAUUGUGCUGCCAACUCAUGAUAUAACUGAGGCGACUUUAGAAAACAUGGGAAGAGUAAUGUUGGACAUGAUCUCUGUGCAGAAAGAAAUUUAUCCAUGGAUUGAAAAGAAAGAAAAGGCGUUUUGGCGGGGACGGGACUCUAGAUAUGAAAGACUGCAUCUGAUCGAGUUGGCAAGAAAGCACCCAGAUUUAUUUAAUGCCUCUAUAACCAACUUCUUUUUCUUUCGUGAUAGAGAGGAUGAAUUCGGACCGACGGUUAAGCACAUUUCAUUCCUCGAUUUUUUCAAAUACAAAUAUCAGCUGAACAUUGACGGCACUGUGGCGGCGUACCGUUUACCCUAUCUUCUAGGUGGAAAUUCGCUUGUCUUCAAGCAGAAUUCGCCAUUUUAUGAACACUUCUAUUAUAAAUUGGUUCCGAACAAGCAUUUCGUUCCAUUCAAACGUGAUUUGUCUGAUUUAGUGGACAAGUUGAGAUGGGCUAAGGCGCAUGAUAAUCGUGCAAAAGAAAUAAUGGAGACGGCACGAGAAUUCGUACAAGAUAAUUUGAUGCCAGUGAACAUAUAUUGCUACCAUGUACAGCUAUUUAACGAGUGGAGUAAAAGACUGGUGAGUCCUGUUACCGUUCUACCUGGAAUGGAGCGUGUCAAGCAAGACGUAAAGUGUGAUUGUCGGGAGAGCAACCACAUCGCAAAAGAUGAGCUGUAAUAUUCUCAAAUAAUUCAUUCCUUUUGAAGUUUUUUAUGUGAUAAUUCUAGAAGCUCUGUAUGAGACAUGCACAUUAAUAGUUAAUGUAUAAUAUUGACUUGAUGGUCUUCUAGAUAGCUCAAACAUUACAAUUGUCAUAAAUACCAUAUAUUGUCUAUUCCAAACUAUAAAAUGAACUUUUAAAAUUAUAUAAAAAUUAAAAAUUCUCAAAUUCCUUCUCAUAUUGAUUCGUUUUGGAUGGAACGAACUUUUGCUCUGGAUAUUUAUCGAAAUUGGUUGUAUCAUGACUACCUUUCGUCUUGGGCACAUAUGGAGCCUCGAUCUCAUAGUUAAGAAGGCCAAUCCAAUUUGUGUUCUUGAACCAACUAUGUGUCUUAAUAUCUUGAGCACCGUUUCGUAAAUUACCAUAACUAUAAAAUAUUAAAAUCAAUGCGAAAAAUUUGUAAUUAUUGUGAUUUUUAGAUUCGAAAAUAAAUUUCCAAAUGUGUGCAAUA